Eimeria mitis is the source of this 579-nucleotide messenger RNA. RefSeq lists its product as uncharacterized. Lineage: Eukaryota; Apicomplexa; Conoidasida; Eucoccidiorida; Eimeriidae. The record is from RefSeq and is a predicted model, not a curated record. The transcript has 4 exons. Bases 1 to 579 code for a protein of 192 amino acids.
AUGGGAGGGGCGGCUGCCUGUGGAAAGGCCCGUAGUGCUAUUGCCCUGGCGGUGGUACUGGACUUCAACGAUAUGUCUCAGUUGGACCUUGCUGCUUAUUCAACGCACCGUCUUUUGGGGGAUAUUGGGGAAGUCUUGCGAGCGUAUUGCCCUUGGCUUGUAUAUAAGAUCGUCGUUUUCAAGCUGCAGUUCGCGAGGGAAUUCCUGUGGGAGCUUCUCAGACCAGCUCUGCAUGCAAACUGCCGCGUUGUGACGGCAGAGGAUGAGGACGAGCUGCUUCAGGAGAUCCAAGCAGACGGGACCUUCAUCCUGCAUACUCUUGGAGGUUUCAAUGAGUGUAGCGUGUUGCGGUGUCGCCGGCCUGUCUACCGUUUGCCACAGCCUCCCCAGCCACUGGGCGCGAGCGAAUGGUUCAGUAAGGAGGGAGAAACAACGGAUUUCUGGGAAGACAUGCAAAAACUGUACGCGGAGGCGCCGGGAGCCCCACCGGAGGAAGAGCCUGUGGACGACAUCAAAACCAGCGCCAGUGACCAAAUCAAUGCGGCAUUAUCAAGGCAAAUGCAAGAUGAAAGCAGGUAA